AUGGAGCUGCUGUCCAACCGCCCGGCGCACGCCUCCGUGCCGGACAAGUACGUCUUCCCGCCGGAGAAGCGCGCCGCCCUGCUCGACGACGCGCCCGGCUCCGACGUCGCGCUCCCGGUCGUCGACCUCCAGCGCGCCGCCCUCUCCGAUCCCGGCCGCCGCCGCCUCGUCGCCGAGGAGAUCGUCAAGGCCGGCAAGGAGUUCGGCUUCUUCCAGGUGGUGAACCAUGGCGUGGCGGAGGACGUGGUGCGGGGGUUCCGUGAGGCGUCGGCGGAGUUCUUCGCGAUGCCGGCGGAGGAGAAGCUGCCCUACUGCUCCGACGACCAGAGCAAGCCCUUCCGCGUCGCCUCCAGCACCUCCUACGACCGCAACCAGACGCGCUACUGGCGUGACUACCUCAAGCUGCGGUGCCACCCGGUAUCCGACGAGCUCGUCGGCCACUGGCCGGCCAAGCCGGAGAGCUUCCGGAGCUCCCUCGCCGAGUUCUCCGCACAGGUCCACGAGCUGGCGCAGACGCUGCUCCUGCUCAUCGCCGAGGGGCUGGGCCUCGACGGCGGCUUCUUCGCGGGCGACCUCAGCAGCGGGGACACGCAGAUGAACGUCAACUACUACCCGCCGUGCCCGGACCCGAGCGUCAGGCUGGGCCUGCUCCCGCACUGCGACCGCCACCUCCUCACUGUGCUCUCCCAGGGCGACGUCGCCGGGCUCCAGGCCAGGUACCGCGGGCGGUGGAUCCUCGUCCGCCCGGUGCCCGGCGCCUUCAUCAUCAACUUCGGGCACCAGAUGGAGAUCGUCACCAACGGCGUGCUGGCGAGCGUGGAGCACCGCGCCCUCACCAACUCCGCCGUGGCCAGGAUGUCCGUGGCGACGCUCAUCAUGCCCAAGAUGGACUGCCUUAUCGGCCCGGCGCCGGAGAUGGUGAGCGAGGAGAAUCCGGCCAAGUUCAGGGAGUUCGUGUUCAGGGAGUUCAUGGCGGCGUACGACACCGCAGCUGCUAGCAGGGAGGACGUGCUGGAGUACUUCAGGAUCGAAGAUCACUAG
Molecule: messenger RNA, 1041 nt
Organism: Triticum turgidum subsp. durum (durum wheat)
Lineage: Eukaryota; Viridiplantae; Streptophyta; Magnoliopsida; Poales; Poaceae
Source: the annotation of a GenBank genome assembly